AUGAUGUCCUUCACCAAGUUCAUUCUCUUCAUCUUGUCCUUGCUCUCCGUUGUAUCCUCUGAAUCCGUUGAGGAGCACGGUUCAGCAGCCGGCCUUGGAAAUGUGGCUAUAGUCAACAGAAUGGGUACUACUCUCUACUUGUGGUCGGUAGAUCAAAACGAAGGUCCAAUGCACGCAGUUGUUCCAGGCGCCUCCUACCAAGAGACAUAUCGCCUGCGUCCCGAUGGCGGCGGCAUCUCCAUCAAGGUCAGCACAUCCCAGGACGUUAACGGCGAUAUAAUUCAGUUCGAGUACACUCAAGCCGGUGAAAAAGUCUUCUGGGACGUGUCGUGUGUAAACACCAAGGCUGGAUCACCGUUCUACGACAAGGGCCUCAUGCUUAUACCCUCAAGUUCGAAGGACUGUCCUCACGCUUUCGUCUGCCUUCCGGGCGAUUCCAAUUGCAAAUAUGUUUACCACAAAUCAAGCGAUGACGAUGCAAGCCAUGGCUGCCCUGUUAGCACAUCUUUCCACUUGAAGCUUGGCUUUUAA
Molecule: messenger RNA, 531 nt
Organism: Aspergillus oryzae RIB40
Lineage: Eukaryota; Fungi; Ascomycota; Eurotiomycetes; Eurotiales; Aspergillaceae
Exons: 1
Coding region: 1-531 (176 amino acids)
Source: RefSeq, a predicted model, not a curated record